GAAUUAAUUAUUAUUUCCCCCAACCCGAAGCGUUCACACUCAUGAGUCCGUUUAGUCAUCGUUGUGAUUUGCUAUUAACGCAGGAUUGAUCUCCUUUGCUUUUAGACAUUGAAAGAGAGAAAGAAACACAGCACACUAUAUUAAGGUUGUAGUGUUAUCUCGAUCUGUGAUCUAAGCCUACCUUGAGAAGAGACAGAGUUUUAUUGUUUCCUUGUCUUCUUUUUGUACUUUCAGGCAGUCUCUUUCAUUUGAUUCUAGUGUUGUCACUGUCACUCUGCUUGUUUCUGUGGUAGAUUUCCUAAGUUGCUGUUCACGUUUGAUUUUAUUUUGUUGUUAUAACAUCUUUCAGCUUUUUCUUAAAUCGUUUUCAUUCACUUUCAAAAAAAAAAAAAAAAAGAAGAAGUUUGAGUAGCUCCUCAAUCGUUGGUAUAUAUAUUACAUAUAUAUCGCAAAGGGAGUUACUGCUGCUCCUUGUCAUCUUUUGUUCACUCUGCAGUAGAUUUUCUAUAUUUCGAUUGUCGUUUGAUUUGUUUUGCUAUUGCCCCACCUUUUUGCUUCUACUUGCCGAAAACACAACAGAAAACCAAAAAAAAAAAAAAAAAGAUUUGGAUACUCUGUUCUGAAGCUGCGCACUCUGCUCAAUUUAAUUAUACAGAACAAGAAAGGGAAUAUCAAAGCCAGGUAAGUAAUGGAGUGUCUGAUGGCGAUUGGUACUUGGAUUACUGGAAAAAUAGCUGAUUACACAGUUGCACCUGUUGGCCAUAAAUUGGGCUAUAUCUUCCACUACAAACGCAAUGUUGGAAACCUUAUAAGUGAAACUCAGGAUUUGAAUCUUGAGAAAAGAAGGAUUGAAGACUUGGUGGAUGUCGCUAGAAGAAAUGGUGAAGAAAUCCAUGACCAUGUUAAUGACUGGCUAUGCAAAGUUGGUGAGAUCACUAAGGAAGCCGAAAAGCUUUUAGGAGAUGAAAACCACACAGAUAUCAAGUGUACUUUCAGGGCGUCCUUUCAGAAUUUGGUGCAACGGUAUCGACUAGGUAGGAAGGCCGAGAAGAUGGGCGAAUCUGUUGUCAAAAUCAGAGGCAAGGUCCGGUUUGACAGCAUCUCUUACCGUCCAAAAUUGCGAAGUAAUUUCCGAAAUAAAGAUUUCAUAAACUUUGAUACAAGAAAGGAAAUUACGACGAGAAUCAUGGAGGCAUUGGAGGAUGGCAAUGUCAAAAUGGUUGGAGUGUAUGGCAUGCCUGGUGCAGGCAAAACCACACUCGUUAAAGAAAUUGCCAAAGAGGCCUUAGACAAGAGUUUAUUCAAAGAUGCAAUUGUGAUUACCGUAUCACAAACUCCAAACCUCAAAAAUAUCCAACGAGAAGUUGCAGAGAAACUAGAUCUAAAGCUCGAUAAAAAAAGUAUUGGUGAAAGAUCACUUCUGCUACAAAAUAGAUUGAAGGGUGAAGAGAAGUUUCUUAUAAUUCUCGAUGAUGUUUGGAAUAAUGAACUAAACCUUGAGGAUGUUGGAAUAGUUUUUGAAAGUGAUGAUCAGAAGGGAAUCAAAAUAUUGUUGACUUCUCGAUUUGAACGAGUGUUAAAUGAUGAUAUGGGUGUCCAAAAGUCUUUCCCAAUUGAGCUUCUAUCAGAAGAUGAAGCUUGGGAUUUGUUUAGCCACAUUGUGGGUGAUUCGGUUAAAAAUCCUGAUUUCCGACAAUGUGGAGAAGAGAUUGUUGAAGAAUGUGCAUGCCUACCAAUUGCCGUUGUAACAAUUGCACAUGCAUUGAAAAAUCGAGCCUUGCCUUUUUGGAGAGAUGCCUUGGGACAACUACAGAGGUCGAACCUGACUAUCAAGGACAUGCAUGAGAAAGUGUACUCUCGUAUCAAGCUCUGUUAUGAUUAUUUACAGAGUGAAGAAGCAAAGUCAUUGCUUUUACUUUGCUGCCUGGGUGGAGAAGAUGCAAUCAUACAAAUGGAGUAUUUGAUGAGAUUUGGUAUAGGCUUGGACAUCUUUAAAGGAGUCCGGACACUACAAGAGGCAAGAGACAGAGUCUAUAGUUUGGUUGAUGACCUAAAGGAUCGUUGUUUGUUGUUGGAUGGCGACGAGUCUGGUACAGUUAAAAUGCACGAUGUCAUUUAUGAUGUUGCCAUAUCAAUUGCAAAAGAACGUUAUAUGUAUUGUUUUAGCGAUGGUGUUGAGGUUGAAGAAUGCAAGAGGAGAAAGAAACUUGAAGAUGCAAGGGCAAUUUCAUCUAAUGGUUAUGUCAGUGCGCUCAUUUGUGAAAGUUUUGAAUACAAACAGCUUGAGUUAAUUUUGAUUGAUGAAACAGAAUCAGACACGAUCUCAAAUAAUCUUUUUGAAAAGAUGAAAGAGCUUAGAGUUUUAGGCUUCAUCAGUCAGCAUAUGGAAGUAUUACCUACAUCCUUAUGUUUCUUGCAAAACCUCCGUACGCUGUGUAUGGUUUGUGAAAAACUGGAUGAUGUAGCUUUAAUUGGAGAGCUCAAAAACUUAGAAAUUCUUGACCUUUCAGAGUCCCCCAUCGAGGAAUUGCCAACGCAAAUUGGUCAACUCACUUGUCUACGUGUCUUAGAUUUGAGCGAAUGUAAAAAACUUAGGGUGAUCCAUCCGAACAUUAUACCACAUUUGACACGUCUAGAAGAAUUGUAUAUGGAUUUUAAGAAUUGGGAUAAGGACAUUGAAGUAGUUAAUGGGGAAAAAAGAAAUGCCAGUCUUCUUGAGCUAAAACAUUUGGUUCGGUUGACCACUUUGGAAUUAAGAGUACCUGACAUCAGGAUGCUGUCACAAGACCUAUUUAGUGAAACACUGGAACGAUAUAAGAUUUUAAUACAAGUUGAUAAUGAGAAAGAGGUUGAGGAACAUAUUGGUGUUGGUCUUUCAGCACAAAUCUCACCUUCAAGAUAUUUGGCAAUAUCCAAGAACAACGAAAGCAUUAUAUUACAUGAUUAUGGUCUUGAAACUUUGUUGAGAAGGUCUCAUGUGCUGCAUUUCAGUGAAUUACAAGGUGUGAAUAAUAUUGUUUAUGAAUUAGAUAAAAAGGGCUUUCAAGAAUUGAAGCGGUUGUACUUAAAAGGGAAUGAUAAGAUUCGGUACUUGAUUAACACGAUGGAACAUAUUAAUUGUUCUGCUGCCUUUGCUAGCUUGGAAUCAUUGUCGCUUGUCAGUUUGACUAAGCUGGAGAAGAUAAGUCAUGGGGAACUCGUAGCCGAGACAUUCAAAAGAUUGAGUAUUAUAAAAGUAAGCAAAUGUGAGAGAUUGAAGAAUCUCUUGCCAUUCUCCAUUGCUACACAGCUUGAGGAAAUUGAAAUAAAGGAUUGCCAGAUGAUGGAGGAGAUAGUUACUCAUGAACUAAAUGAUGAUGAGGAGGAGGAGGAGGAUAAAAUAGUUGAUGAGUUUCCUCACUUGUGCUCCUUGAAGUUGGUAAAUGUGACAAAGCUCAGAAAAUUCUGUUCCAAAAUGAAGAAAACUCCAUCACAAAAUGAAGAGGAACCUUUGAUUGUGGAUUCCACCAUGCCCUUUUUCGACGGGAAGUUUGUUUCUUUCCCAAAAUUGGCGGAAUUGAAAUUGUCUGGAUGCGACUUCACCAAGAUAUGGGAUGACCAGUUUCAACUAAGCUCCACUUCUUUCCGUAACCUGACAAAACUGGUUUUACAAAGCUGCAACUUUAUGAAAAAUCUAUUUUCAUCUGCUGUGGCAGUGAGUUUGGAACAGCUCUGUUCCCUUGAUGUAAGUGGUUGUAGAAUGAUGGAAGAAGCUAUGACAAGGAAUGAAAGAAUAGAUAAAAUGUCGUUCCCUAAACUAAAUUUUCUGGCACUGAACAAUCUUCCAAACCUUGUGUCAUUCUCCUCUGGAAUUUUCAUUGAGUUUCCAAUGUUAGAUCAACUCUACAUUCAAGGUUGCCCUGCAUUUGAGACUUUCAUUUCCAAUACAGAACAGAACUUGUGCACUGGUACCAUGCCAUCUCUCUUCAACGAAAAGCAGGCAGCAUUCCCCAGCUUGAAUAAAGUAGUGAUUCAAGGCAUGGAUAAAUUAAGGAUGAUAUGGCAAUAUGAUGAUGAGAUCAGUACUGCAAAUUUCUUUUGCAAACUGAAAUAUGUAACAGUAAUCAAUUGCAAGAAUCUGAUGAAGAUAAUUCCAUCUAGUAUGCAGAGGAGACUCCACAAUGUAACACAUUUGUGCAUAAAUGAUUGUAAUCUGGUGGAAGAGGUAUUUGAAAUCCAAAUGUCAAAUAAUAGUGAAGAAACGUACCCUGCAGUACCCGCUCAGUUGACUGAUUUGAGGUUAUUCCGGCUAGCAAAACUCAAGUUUGUGUGGAGUAAAGAUCCUCAAGCUACUGUGACCUUCCCACAUCUAGAGAAAGUUGUAGCUUCUGAAUGUCCAAGUCUGGAAUCAAUCUUUCCACCUUCCAUUGCCAAAGGUCUUUUCCAACUUAAAGGACUGGAUAUUAAUUCCUGUGGGAUAGAAAGAAUUGUAGCUAAGGAAGAAGGAUCAGAGAAAGCACCUCCUGAGUUUGUAUUUCCACAACUAGGGGAAAUGCAACUCAAAUAUUUGCCCAAUCUUGUGUGUUUCUAUCCAAGUUUACAUACCUCAAGUUGGCCUCUGUUAACAAGGUUAUAUAUGAUUCAGUGUAUGAAGGUGAAGCUUUUUCCAUCUGAGUUCAUCCAAGAAACAAAUGUUUCAGCCCGUUGUGAAACGUUUCCAGUUGAACAAACCUCAUUUUUCACCAAGUUUUAUUUCCCUCGAUUGGAGAAGUUGCAACUGUUCAAAUUUCAUUUCCAGAAGAUAUGGGAUGACCCACUUGUACUUGGCUCUACUCCUUUCCGUCAAUUAACAAUACUGGAAGUUGUCGGCUGUGAGUUUUUGACAAGUUUGUUUCCAUCUGCUGCUAUGGCAGCAAGUUUAGAGCAUCUCAAUUCCAUUGAGAUAAGGGAAUGUAGGAAGAUGGAAGAAAUAAUAAUAAGCAGAAAUCAAAUUACGGAAAAGCUGUCAUUCUCUAAACUAAAGCGUCUGAAUCUAAGAAAUCUUCCUAGCCUUGUGAGAUUCUCCUCUGAAAUUUUCAUUGAGUUUCCAGUGCUGAAUGAACUUUCCAUUCAAGAUUGCCAUCAAUUUGGGACUUUCAUUUCCAAGUCAGAAGAGAAUUCCUGCACUACCAUUCUGUCUCUGUUCAACCAAAAGUUUGUUUCUUUCCCCAAAUUGGAGAAGUUGGAAAUUUUAGGAUGUCAUUUCAAGAAGAUAUGGGUUGAUCAACCUGUACAAUGGUCUACUUCUUUCCAUAACCUAACAAACUUGGUUAUGAUCAAGUGUGACGGUUUGAAAAAUCUAUUUUCAUAUGCUAUAUCAGCAAGUUUUGAACAACUUUGUUUCCUUGAGGUACGAGAUUGUAUAAUAAUGGAGGAAAUCGUAAUGAGCGCAAAUGAAAGGAUGGAUAAAAUGUCAUUUCCUAAACUAAGAAUGCUGAAGCUAAAAAAUCUCCCAAGCCUUGUGAGAUUCUCAUCUGCAAAUUUCAUUGAGUUUCCUCAGUUAACUGAACUUUCCAUGAAGGGUUGUUCAAAAUUUGGCACAUCCAUUUCUCUAUCAGAGGAUAACUUGUGCACCACUGUGUCGUCUGUCUUCAACAAGUUUGUUUCUUUCCCCAUAUUGGAGAACUUGAAACUGUCAGGAUGUCAUUUCACCAAGAUAUGGGAUGACCAGCUUCUACCAAGCUCCUUGUCUCUCGAUAACUUAAAGAUAUUGACCUUAGACAAGUGCAAGUUUUUGAAAAAUCUAUGUACUUCUACUAUUGCAUUGAGUCUUGAAGGGCUUCGUGCCCUUCGCAUAAGAGAUUGUAAAAUGAUGGAAGAAAUAAUGAGCAAUAAUGAAAUGAUGGAAAAGGUUUCCUUCCCUGAUCUGGAAUAUUUGGAACUAGAAAAUCUGCCAAGCCUCGCAUCAUUCUCCUCUACAAUUUUCUUAGAAUUUCCACUGCUGACGACACUUUCCAUUAAUGAUUGCCUUGAACUGAAGGGUUUCAUUUCCAAGCUAGAAGAGAACUUUAGCGUCCCCAUACCACCUCUCUUCAAUGAAAAGGCUGCAUUCCCCAAGUUGAAUGGUAUGCAAAUAGGAGGCAUCGAUACAUUGAAGAUUAUAUGGCAUUCUGAACUCGCUGCAGAUUCCUUUUGCCGAUUGGAAAAUUUAACAGUUAAAAAUUGCAAGAAUCUAAUGAAGAUAAUUCCAUCUCAUAUGUAUCAUAGACUCUGCAAUCUAAAAUCUUUGGAGAUACGUCAUUGUGAAAUGAUAAAGGAGGUUGGACUUACAAGUAUGAUGUUGAUAAAUCAAGGACAAUUCACUGCAGAUUUCUUUGGGAAAUUGGAAGAAAUAAAUGUGUAUAACUGUAAAAGUCUAACCAAGAUGUUUUCAUAUAAUGUGCUGAUAAGGCUCCAAAAUCUAAGCAAGUUGGUCAUAUCUAAUUGUGAGAUGAUGGAAGAGGUAUUUGAUUUGGAAAUACCAAAUGAUCAUCAAGAAACAUACGAGAUAACUCACUUUCAAUUGAAGGAGUUGAGUUUGGCAAUUUUACCAAAACUGAAGCAUGUUUGGAGUAAGGAUUCACGAGGAAUUUUUAAAUUCCUAGAUCUCCAAAGUUUUAUUGCUUAUCAAUGUCAAAGUCUGAAAAAUCUGUUUCCAACUUCUGUUGCCAAAAGUCUUCUCAAACUUCAAAAGUUGCACAUAACAAACUGUGCAAUAGAAGAAAUUGUUGCUAAGGAUGAGGGAAUUGAAAUAGAACCACAAAACUUUGUAUUCCCACAAUUUGAGGAACUGGUGCUUGUAAAUUUGCCCAACCUUGUGAGCUUUUAUCCAGGGCUACAUACCUCAAGUUGGCCUUCAUUAUCAAAGAUGGAUGUGGUGGAGUGUAUGAAAGUGAAGGUUUUGAUGUCAGAAGUCUUCAGCUUCCAAGAAAUACAUGGGUUAACUCAUGAUGAUAUUCCAUUUCAACAACCUUUAUUUCUUAUGGAGAAGGUUGGAGUAGGUACACCCAGAGUGAUGAUGAUAAGUCAAGACCAACUCACAGCAGGUAUCUUUGGGAAAUUGAAAGAAAUAAAAGUGAACGGCUGUAAAAGUCUAACCAAGAUGUUCUCUUCUAACAUACUAAGAAGACUCCACAACCUCAGCAAGUUGGUCAUAUCUAAUUGUGAAAUGAUGGAAGAGGUAUUUGAAAUCGAAACAUCAAAUGAUCAUCAUCAUGACAUAACGGAAGCAACAGUAACCAUUCAUUUGACAAUGCUCCAACUAUCACUUUUACCAAAAUUGAAGCAUGUUUGGAGCAACGAUCCCAGAGGAACUUUUACCUUCCAAGAUCUCCAAGAGCUCAAUGCUAAUGAAUGCCAGAGUCUGAAAAUACUCUUUCCAACUUCUGUUGCCAAAAAUCUUCUCCAAUUUCGAAGCCUAGUUAUAAGAAAUUGUGGGAUAGAGCAAAUUGUUGGUAAGGAGGAAGGACAAGACCAGGCAAUACCUACGUUUGUGUUUCCUCAAUUAAACGCUCUUACACUCCACAAUCUUCCUCAACUGAUGUGCUUCUACCCAGGAUUACACGCAUUAAGGUUGCCUUUGUUGAGAUGGUUGCAAGUGUCUUAUUUUAUGAAAGCUAAGGAUUUGUCCUUAAAAUUCCUACGCUUCCAAGACAGAAGUAGGCUGAUUGAUUAUGAGCAUAUUUCAUUCCACGAACCCCUAUUAUCAAUUGACAAGGUUACAUCUUCUAGUCAAUAUCAGGAUCCGGUUGGUGACCAAGAAGAAUGUGCGGGGACACUUUCAUGUCUAAGGGGAUUAAGACUAUAUGAUAUGCCAAACUUGUUGCAUCUGAGGGAGGAGAGCUCGCAGCCCCAGACAGUGUUUCAAAAUUUGAUAGACUUAGACAUCUUGAGAUGUGGCAGAAUAAAGAAGUUAGUGCCAUCCUCCAUCUCAUUCCAAAAUCUGGUGACUUUGAAAAUCAGACAAUGCCAUGGAAUGCCAAGUUUACUAACUUCCCAAACAGCAAGAAGUAUGGCACAACUCCAAUGUUUGAUUAUAUUUGAUUGCAAAAGAAUGGCAGAAAUAAUUGUAGACGCAGACGAAGGUGAGGAUAUAGAAGGUGGUGAAAUUACUUUUGCUCGGUUGAAAACUUUGAUACUUGAUUGUUUACCAAGCCUCACAAGCUUCUAUUUGGGGAAAUAUAUGUUGGGAUUUCCAGAUUUGGAAAAUGUAACAGUAAGUCGUUGCUUUGAAUUGCAAAGUUUCUCUCAACAUGGUCAUACAGUUAGCACCCCAAAACUUCAUAAACUAGUUACAGUAGGUGCAGAUCAUAAGGUGAUUGAUGAUAUUAAUACAAUCAUGGCUGUUAAUACCCCCAUGGAUCUUAAUACCACCAUACCAGAGCUCUGGAAUAGCCACCCCUGUACUACAUUACAAGAACUCUUCAGUGGAAAAGAUCUCGCUCCUCAAAUCUGUCUAUUGAACAAUUCAAACAUCUAAGGCCAACUACUUUCUGAAUUCAUUGCUUCAACUCCGAAGUGCACGUGUGGAGGUUACUGUGGAGAUUGGUGGCUCAUUGGGACCUCCAGGCCUCAAGAAAUCUGUCUCAAAAAGAAGAUACAUAUUGAGAGCAUAAACUGAUAAUCACAUACUUGGAAAUUGUUAAGGUCUCUUCCAUUUUCCUACAUUAAGGCUGCUCAGAAUAUAUAGCCCGCUUACAACUUUUGAUGAUCCAACCAAUUGGAAAUUACUCCUUCAAUUAUAUCAAGAAAAUUAAAUAUUUUGGAGUUAAUAUCUCUGUGUUGUGGUAUCGUAGAAGACAUUGUGUUUCAUUUGUUACUGGAAAAUGUUGAUUGUUUUAAUAAAUUGUAAAACAUCUAACGCUUUGAGAUUACGUUGAGAUACUAGUUUUGUAUGGCUUUACCCUUUUAAACAUU
Messenger RNA from Ziziphus jujuba (common jujube), 8913 nucleotides. RefSeq lists its product as uncharacterized. Gene Ontology annotation, molecular function: ATP hydrolysis activity; ADP binding. The record is from RefSeq and is a predicted model, not a curated record. Bases 689 to 8476 code for a protein of 2595 amino acids. The transcript has 14 exons. NCBI's taxonomy places the organism in Eukaryota, Viridiplantae, Streptophyta, Magnoliopsida, Rosales, Rhamnaceae.